Messenger RNA from Lacerta agilis (Sand lizard), 2215 nucleotides. It is a transcript of the gene EGFL8, whose product is annotated as EGF like domain multiple 8. Gene Ontology annotation, cellular component: cell surface; extracellular region. The transcript is spliced from 10 exons. Lineage: Eukaryota; Metazoa; Chordata; Lepidosauria; Squamata; Lacertidae. The coding region runs from base 215 to 1078 and encodes 287 amino acids. Gene Ontology annotation, biological process: anatomical structure development. Gene Ontology annotation, molecular function: signaling receptor binding; calcium ion binding. The record is from RefSeq and is a predicted model, not a curated record.
GAGCGCCCGGGUUUGGCAGGAGACUGAGGUCAUCUUGAGAGGAGGCCUGGAUCUGCUGUGGAGCAGGAAGCAAGGUUGAAACUGAGCUGAGAACAGGCGGCUGGAUGCAGCAGCUCUCAGGUUGGGACCUUGAGGGCAGCCGGAGAGACGCGCCAAGGCUGAGAGGAGACGGAACAGGUCCUGGGAUUUGAACCCGCUCCCUGCCCGCUGUGCUAUGGGGAGGCUGGGUGUUGCUGCCACUGCCUUCCUCUGUGGGGGGCUCCUCGCUGCCUUCCUCCUGAGGGAAGCGCUUGGAGACAGCAAGAAGCCUGAGACCCGAGUGUGCGCACGUCGCACGUUGAGGAUCCCUUUGUUCUACAACGAGACCUACGCCAAGCCCGCGCACCAGCCGUAUUUGACAAUGUGCCCUGGACCCCGAGUCUGCAGCACCUACAGGACUACCUACCGCGUGGCCACACGGCAGGUGCGGAAAGACAUUCUGCAGACCCACAUCGUCUGCUGCCAAGGCUGGAAGAAACGGCACGUGGGGGACACUAAGUGCGAGGAAGCCAUCUGUCACAAGCCCUGUCAGAACGGAGGCACCUGUGCCCAGCCAAACCAGUGCCAGUGCCAACCAGGCUGGGGCGGGCGCUACUGCCACGUCGACGUGGACGAGUGCCACGCGCCCGUCUCUCUCUGCGACCAACGCUGCCUCAACACAGCAGGGAGCUACGAGUGCCAGUGCGACCCUGGCUAUGCCCUGGAACCAGAUGGCAAGAGCUGCCGCUUGCUGCCCACUGCACAGGCAGCCCCUAUUCUUGCCAGUAAAGUGCAAAUUUUAGGGGCUCAGGAGACAAUUCCCAAUGAGAUCCAGGAGCUUCAAGCCAAAGUGGAGCAGCUGGAAGAGCGCUUGGAACGUGCCAUCGCCAUCUUGCCGCCUUCCCUGGAGCCCGCCCAGCUGAAAGAGCUCUGGAGUCGCCUGCUGUACCUGGACCAGGUGGAGUCGCUCAGCGACCAGCUGCUUUUCCUCGAAGAGAAACUGGGGGACUGUGCCUGUCAAAACGGUAAAAAUGGCUUUGGCUACGACAUUGCCCGGUGAUGGCUGCGUCCUGGACUCGAUUGAUGGGAAACCAGACCCACCACCACCAACACCUCCUGCUCCCAACUCUGGGCUGGUGGUUACUGCUCUAGGAAGCUUCAGUUUAACAUCUCCUCCCUGGGCACACUCCACUCAUUACUUAAAAGCAAAAUACGCACAGCAAGGGCUAGGCCUCUAACGGAUUAACUAAUGGAAGCAAGCUUCUGAGUCGCACGGCAUUCUUCUGGAGGAAUUUGAAGCACGGCCACACCAAAUUCUUGAGUCAUUCACAGCCAAUGCAAAAAAAGAGGAAAAUUGAGCACUUUUGAUUUCAAUGGGAGAUUUACAAUGAAUUUCUAUGCGUGUUGGCUCACUUGCAAAUCCUGCAACCAGUAGAUUAUUCCCAAGUUAACUAUGCAAAGGACAGCAAUCUUAAGCACGUGCUUAAUGCCCCCAACAGAAGUCAGUGGAAUUUAAAAGUGUUAGCAUCCAAUGUGGCCGGCCUGGGGUGUUCUUGAUAUUUCAUUGCCUGAAUUUCUCUUGUUUCUUGGAUUACCUCCCUUCCACGCCAAUUGUUUCUCCAUCACCUUGUUUAUCCUGGGCUGGUCUCUCAACCACAGGCAGUCCAGAAUUAACUCCUCUCAAACUCCCUUUCUUCUGAAAUGCACCAAACUCUUAACAAGCUAAUGAUCGCGUUCUGCACCACAUUCCCUGCAACCCUGUACUUCUUCCAACCACACGUGAACAACGGAAGGCGCUUAUUUGCUUUUGAGAUCUCGCUGUCCCUGCCAAGUUAGCUGCAAUGUUGUUGGACAACGCAACUCCCAUCUUCCCUGACCUCUCCCCCACCGGCUGGUGGUGUGGGCAUUGAUGGCAGCUGGAAAUCCAACAUCUGGAAGGCCACAGGUUUUCCAACACUGGAACUAGGGAAAGAUCUGUUUCCUGCUUGGCAGGGGGUUGGACUGGAUGGCCCUUGUGGUCUCUUCCAGCUCUAUGAUUCUAUGAAUCUGCGUUCAAUUCCUCUGCCUGGAAACUCACCCUAGACCUGUGUAUGCUACCUUUGAGCUCAGUCUCCAACAGGGCGAGCUACGAUUGCAUGUUGCAGCAUCUGAAAGACAAAUGGCUUUAUUAUGGCAUAAUCUUUCGCAGCAAAGCAUG